AUGUUCGAUGAAUAUGUACGACAGGCUGACGUCGAAACCCAAGCUCAAGUGGGACUUUUUGACGACGAAGCUGAUGAGAUCGAAGCCGAUAUUAAUGACUACAGUUCAUUUGGGAAAUGGUCAAUCCGCUCUUUGAAUACACAGCGAAAGAAGGUCAAGGCAACUAGCGAGCUUGAUCUAUUCCAGACACGGCCAAUUUACCCCCAAGAUCUCGACGUUGCCAACCCUCUUGAAUGGUGGAACCAACAUCAGUUGGAAUAUCCAGUUUUGUAUCGAAUGGCGCUCGACCUGUUCUCAAUUCCUGGCAUGAGUGCUGAAUGUGAGAGGGUGUUCAGUCAGACAAAAAAGAUGAUCACGGAUGAGCGCAAUCAGCUAGCGCCUGAGGUGGUUGAGGCGGAUCAACUCCAAAAGCACUGGCUAAUGAGAGGGCAGGUAGCGUAG
This is a messenger RNA of Pochonia chlamydosporia 170, 441 nucleotides long. Its product is annotated as transposase-like protein. The record is from RefSeq and is a predicted model, not a curated record. Lineage: Eukaryota; Fungi; Ascomycota; Sordariomycetes; Hypocreales; Clavicipitaceae. Gene Ontology annotation, molecular function: protein dimerization activity. Bases 1 to 441 code for a protein of 146 amino acids. The transcript has a single exon.